UCACUCCUGCGCGUCGGUUCUGGGCGCGCCGGGGCCCGCAGCGUGAGCGGUGUUCGGUGCCGAGGCCUGACCUGUCUGGUCCCUGCCGGUCUGGUCUCUGAUUCUGAAGGAGGCCGGAGCUCGCACACACUGGCUUCGCGGGGCUUCGGCCUCCACCACAGAUUAAGAGCCAUGGAGCUCAGUGAUGCAAAUUUGCAGACACUAACAGAGUAUUUGAAGAAAACUCUGGAUCCUGAUCCUGCCAUUAGACGUCCAGCUGAAAAAUUUCUUGAAUCUGUAGAAGGAAAUCAGAAUUACCCACUGUUGCUUUUAACAUUACUGGAAAAGUCACAGGAUAAUGUCAUUAAAGUAUGUGCUUCAGUAACCUUCAAGAACUAUAUUAAAAGGAACUGGAGAAUUGUUGAAGAUGAACCAAACAAGAUAUGUGAAGCUGAUCGAGUAGCAAUCAAAGCCAACAUCGUGCACCUGAUGCUAAGUAGCCCAGAACAGAUUCAGAAGCAGUUGAGUGAUGCUAUUAGCAUCAUUGGCAGAGAAGAUUUUCCUCAGAAAUGGCCUGACUUGUUGACAGAAAUGGUGAAUCGCUUUCAGAGUGGAGAUUUCCAUGUUAUUAAUGGAGUCCUUCGUACAGCACAUUCACUGUUUAAAAGAUACCGUCAUGAGUUUAAGUCAAAUGAACUGUGGACUGAAAUUAAACUUGUUUUGGAUGCCUUUGCUUUGCCUUUGACUAAUCUAUUUAAGGCUACCAUUGAACUGUGCAGUACCCAUGCAAAUGAUGCCUCGGCCCUGAGGAUUCUUUUUUCUUCCUUGAUCUUGAUCUCAAAAUUGUUUUAUAGUUUAAACUUUCAGGAUCUCCCCGAAUUCUUUGAAGAUAAUAUGGAAACUUGGAUGAACAAUUUUCAUACCCUUUUGACAUUGGAUAAUAAGCUCCUACAAACUGAUGAUGAAGAAGAAGCAGGCUUAUUGGAGCUUUUAAAAUCUCAGAUUUGUGAUAAUGCUGCUCUCUAUGCACAAAAAUAUGAUGAAGAAUUUCAGCGGUACCUGCCUCGUUUCGUCACAGCCAUUUGGAAUUUGUUAGUUACAACUGGUCAAGAAGUUAAAUAUGAUUUGUUGGUAAGUAAUGCAAUUCAAUUUCUGGCUUCAGUUUGCGAGAGACCACAUUACAAGAAUCUGUUUGAAGACCAGAACACGCUGACAAGUAUCUGUGAGAAAGUUAUUGUGCCUAACAUGGAGUUUAGAGCUGCUGAUGAAGAAGCAUUUGAAGAUAAUUCUGAGGAAUACAUAAGAAGGGAUUUGGAAGGCUCUGAUAUUGAUACUAGACGCAGGGCUGCUUGUGAUCUUGUACGAGGAUUAUGCAAAUUUUUUGAAGGUCCUGUGACAGGAAUCUUCUCUGGUUAUGUUAAUUCUAUGCUCCAGGAAUAUGCAAAAAAUCCAUCUGUCAACUGGAAACACAAAGAUGCAGCCAUUUACCUAGUCACAUCUUUGGCAUCAAAAGCACAAACACAGAAGCAUGGAAUCACACAAGCCAAUGAACUAGUAAACCUAACUGAAUUUUUUAUGAAUCACAUACUUCCUGAUUUGAAAUCAAGUAAUGUGAAUGAGUUUCCUGUACUGAAAGCUGAUGGUAUCAAGUAUAUUAUGAUUUUUAGGAAUCAAGUACCAAAAGAGCACCUUUUAGUCUCUAUCCCUCUCUUGAUUAGUCAUCUGCAGGCUGAAAGCAUUGUUGUUCAUACGUAUGCGGCACAUGCUCUCGAAAGGCUGUUUACCAUGAGAGGGCCAAACAACGCCACUCUUUUUACAGCUGCAGAAAUCGCACCGUUUGUUGAGAUUCUGCUAACAAACCUUUUCAAAGCUCUCACACUUCCUGGCUCUUCAGAAAAUGAAUAUAUUAUGAAAGCUAUCAUGAGAAGUUUCUCCCUCCUGCAAGAAGCCAUAAUCCCCUAUAUCCCUACUCUCAUCACUCAGCUCACACAGAAGCUGUUAGCUGUUAGUAAGAAUCCGAGCAAACCUCAUUUCAAUCACUACAUGUUUGAAGCAAUAUGCUUGUCUAUAAGAAUAACCUGCAAAGCUAACCCUGCCGCUGUUGUGAAUUUUGAGGAGGCUCUAUUCCUAGUGUUCACUGAAAUCUUACAAAAUGAUGUGCAAGAAUUUAUCCCAUACGUCUUCCAAGUGAUGUCUUUGCUUCUGGAAACACAUAAAAAUGAUAUCCCGUCUUCUUAUAUGUCCUUGUUUCCCCACCUUCUUCAGCCAGUGCUCUGGGAAAGAACAGGCAAUAUCCCUGCACUAGUGAGGCUGCUCCAGGCAUUCUUAGAACGAGGCUCAAGUACCAUAGCAAGUGCUGCAGCUGACAAAAUUCCUGGGUUACUGGGUGUCUUCCAGAAGCUGAUUGCAUCCAAGGCAAAUGAUCACCAAGGUUUCUACCUUCUCAACAGUAUAAUAGAGCACAUGCCUCCUGAGUCAGUUGACCAGUACAGAAAGCAGAUCUUCAUUCUUCUAUUCCAGAGACUGCAAAAUUCCAAGACCACAAAGUUUAUUAAGAGUUUCUUAGUGUUUAUUAAUUUAUAUUGCAUUAAGUAUGGGGCACUAGCACUACAAGAGAUAUUUGAUGGCAUACAACCAAAAAUGUUUGGAAUGGUUUUGGAAAAAAUCAUUAUUCCAGAGAUUCAAAAAGUAUCUGGAAAUGUGGAGAAAAAAAUCUGUGCAGUUGGCAUAACCAAAUUACUCACAGAGUGUCCACCAAUGAUGGACACUGAGUACACUAAGCUGUGGACUCCUUUAUUACAGUCUCUGAUUGGCCUUUUUGAGUUACCUGAAGAUGACACCAUUCCUGAUGAAGAACAUUUUAUUGACAUAGAAGAUACCCCAGGAUACCAGACUGCCUUCUCACAGCUGGCAUUCGCUGGUAAAAAGGAACAUGACCCUGUAGGUCAGAUGGUGAACAACCCCAAAAUCCAUCUGGCACAAUCACUUCACAAACUGUCUACUGCCUGUCCAGGAAGGGUUCCCUCCAUGGUGAGCACCAGCCUCAACCCAGAAGCCUUGCAAUACCUCCAAGGCUACCUGCAGGCGGCCAGUGUGACCCUCUUGUGAACUGCUUCAUCCUGACCCAUGGGCCCAUGAUGGUUUCUUAGGAACCAUGCAGACUCCUGAGGACAGCUCUACUGAAACAUCACAGGUUUCCAACCUCUUGAAUUUC
This is a messenger RNA of Acomys russatus (golden spiny mouse), 3193 nucleotides long. RefSeq names its product chromosome segregation 1 like (gene Cse1l). Gene Ontology annotation, biological process: protein import into nucleus; protein export from nucleus. Bases 172 to 3087 code for a protein of 971 amino acids. Gene Ontology annotation, molecular function: small GTPase binding; nuclear export signal receptor activity. The record is from RefSeq and is a predicted model, not a curated record. The transcript is spliced from 25 exons. Lineage: Eukaryota; Metazoa; Chordata; Mammalia; Rodentia; Muridae. Gene Ontology annotation, cellular component: cytosol; nuclear envelope.